Molecule: messenger RNA, 795 nt
Organism: Closterium sp. Yama58-4
Lineage: Eukaryota; Viridiplantae; Streptophyta; Zygnematophyceae; Desmidiales; Closteriaceae
Source: the annotation of a GenBank genome assembly
AUGAGGGAGGAGGUUUCAGCGGGAGAGGAGUUGGUUCGACGAGCCAGUCAACAGUUACCAGCAGGAGGGUUACAAGCAGGAGCGUUGCAAGCAGGAGGGUUACCAGCAGGAGGGUUACCAGCAGAAGGGUUACCAGCAGGAGGGUUACCAGCAGGAGGGUUACCAGCAGGAGGGUUACCAGCAGGAGGGUUGGUAGCAGGAGGGUUACCAGCAGGAGGGUUGGUAGCAGGAGGGUUACCAGCAGGAGGGCUGGAAGCAGGAGGGCUAUCAGGAGGGGGGUUACUAGGAGGGUUACUAGGCGGAGGGUUACCAAGAGGAGGGUUACCAGGAGGAGGGUUACCAGUGGGAGUGUUUCCAGCAGGAGGGUUACCUACAGAAGGGUUACCAGUGAGAGGGUCACGAGCAGGAGGGUUACAGGGAGGGAUACCAGGAGGGGGGCUACCCACAGGAAGGUUAUCAGCAGGGGCGUUUCCAAUUGGAGGGUUACCAGAGGGUUUAGGAGGAGGAGUAGGAGGAGGAGGAGGAGGAGGAGGAGGAGGAGGAGGAGGAGGAGGAGGAGGAGGAGGAGGAGGAGGAGGAGGAGGAGGAGGAGGAGGAGGAGGAGUUGGAGGACGGAGGGGAGGAUGCAAGAAAGGGGGUCGAUGCAAGAAAGAGGAUCGAUGCAAGAGAGGGGAUCGAUGCAAGAGAGGGGAUCGAUGCAAGAGAGGGGAUCGAUGCAAGAGAGGGGAUCGAUGCAAGAGAGGGGUUCGGUGUGCUAUCCGGUUGCUCCUGGCUGGUCCUUACAAAGUGAAGUGA